Messenger RNA from Nelumbo nucifera (sacred lotus), 588 nucleotides. Lineage: Eukaryota; Viridiplantae; Streptophyta; Magnoliopsida; Proteales; Nelumbonaceae. The record is from RefSeq and is a predicted model, not a curated record.
AUGCUUACCUUCUUCAUUUGGAACCUCCAGCUUGGUGGUUCACCGGCAUUUGAUUCAUCACCUGAUAUUUUUUUACCAUAUAAGAAGGUUUUCACACGUCCUUAUUUCUCAGGCAGAUCUUACUUACCAUUACCAAUAACAUGUACUACUCCCAUAGCAACGGCAACCAAUCUGGCUCCAGGUACCCCUGUUAGGCCGACAAGUAUAUUAGUUGUUGGGGCCACUGGAACUCUUGGGAGACAAGUGGUGAGGAGGGCUCUGGAUGAAGGCUAUGAUGUAAGAUGCCUCGUAAGGCCUUGGCCAGCACCUGCUGACUUCCUUCGUGAUUGGGGUGCAACGGUUGUCAAUGUAGAUUGGGAAGGUGAAGUUGCUUUAAUACAAUGUGCAAAAGCAAUGGGAGUUCAGAGGUAUGUAUUCUUUUCUAUUCACAACUGUGACAAGCAUCCCAAAGUUCCUCUAAUGGAGAUCAAAUAUUGCACUGAGAAAUUCCUUCAGGACUCAGGUUUAACCUACAUUAUCAUUCGGUUAUGUGGUUUCAUGCAGGUAAUUUAUGAGCACAUACUAAGAUUAUGGGUUUUUCUUCCAUGA